AUGGCUCGUGAGAUUCUCAAGCCGGCUCGCCUAGUAUCGAUUGAGGAAAAAAUUUUAAAACUUGAAACUAUUCACAAUCAGGACCUGAUACAUCGAGAUAUUCAUAGUGGAAAUAUAUUAUUUUUUAAAAAUAAUGAAUCAUCAUAUCAAUGGCAAAUUGGAGAUCUGGGAUUAUCACAACCUGCAAAUAAUACUUCAUUAAAUAAUGAAAUAUAUGGGGUAAUUCCUUAUAUUGCACCAGAAAUAUUUAAUGGUGCUCCAUUUACAAAAGCUUCUGAUGAGCAAUUUAAACAAGCUGAUGUAAAUCGUUUAAAACUAAUCAAUUCAAGAGAACUUGGUCCUGAAUUGUCUGUAAUGCAUCCAAAUGCUGUUUUUACAAGUAGAUCCUUGCCUUUAAUUUCUAGUUUAUCAUCUAUAAAUUCAUUAAAUAUUCAACAAGAUGAUGAAUUUGAGAUAUUAAUGCAAGAAGUAAAUAACAAAGAAUACGAAUUCGAUAUAGAUACUCAAAGGUUAUUAAUGAAUGUUUCUACAUCUCAAAAUUCUUCGAUUACUCAACAUCCAAGCAAAUCAAUUGGUGCACUUAUUUCAACAGAAAAUUCUUCAAGAAAACGAAAAAUUAAAGAAUUAGAAACUAAACUUCAAGUUGAUAGUAAGUAA
Messenger RNA from Funneliformis geosporum, 657 nucleotides. NCBI's taxonomy places the organism in Eukaryota, Fungi, Glomeromycota, Glomeromycetes, Glomerales, Glomeraceae. The record is from the annotation of a GenBank genome assembly.